CGGAAUGCCAGAGAAGCUGGAGCACUUACAAGCACUUAGUUUAUCUUGAUACCUACUUCUCUUUGACUGCGACUGGCUCAAACGGAACGUACAACAAACAAGCGGAGAAACACAAAAAUCAAUAAGAUGCGCGUUCGCGGUCACCAGAUUUCAGCAUGUAGUUGCGGAGCCGGCUCUGGUGCAGCGUCGACCACGACCAGUGGCGCAGCGGCUGUAGCAGCCUUGAGAAGUCUGCUCCACCUACUGUUGAUAUUCCAAGCCGGAACUACUUUUACCGACGCUUGCACGAACCUGAUUGUCACACCAGGCGCGAGUACCGACGGAGCGACGCUGUAUUCCUACGCCGCCGACAGUGCCGGCCUGUACGGCUCGCUGGGCCGGUACAAAAAGCGGGAAAACAUCCCCGCGGGGACGGUGAAGAAAAUCUACGACUGGGAUUCCGGGAUGUAUCUGGGAGAAAUCCCCGAGCCGACCGCCACGUACGACGUGGUGGGUAACAUGAACGAGUACCAGCUCACGAUUGGCGAAACCACCUUUGGCGGCGUACCGAUUUUGACGCAGGGCCAGCCCGGGGCCGUGAUAUGAAUUGCAACAGUAUCGUACUAGUACGUAGGUAGUAAUAGCAUCACAAGCACAAAAAUAUUAAAUUUGCUUGGCGUGGUGAGAAAUGCACUUAACUUGAAAUGCGGAUUGCCCAUGCCCUUAAUGAAAACGAUGCAUGACUGCAAUCACUUUUACUACGAAUGCGAUACUUUUGCAGUGCAUAAGUGAUGGACUACGGGAACUUGAUCUGGACGACGUUGCAGCGGGCGAAGACCGUGCAGGAGGCCCUCCAGAUCAUGCCGGCCUUGGUUGAGAAAAAAGGAUAUGCUUCCGAGGGGGAGUUAUCAACUGCAAAAAUGUCUGGGUCUGGAAGAGUGUGGGUUUGUCAUGCUAGUCGGGCAUGACUCUGAGCUCUGUAUUGCGUGGCCGCAAAGAGCACCUCUUGCCUGUCAUGCAAAAACGCAGUUUCUCAUGCGGAAUACGCAACUCAGAACCACGGAAAAACCUGUCAUACUUGGCAGUGCAUUACAGUGUGCGCACUGUAGUUCCCUGACUUGCAUCACAAAUCUCCAGAGCCUGCGGAGGCUUGCCUCCAAAGCUAUGCUGGACAAUGGCAGUGUCGGUGCGGUUGUUUUAGCAUCACAAAUCUCCAGACCCAGACACUUUUGCAUUUGAUAAGAGUCUUUCACGCUGGCCGACCCGACGGAGGUGUGGAUUCUGGAAAUGAUCGGGAUAUGAGAGUGAGCCACUACUUUGUCUCCCCCUUAUUUGUCAUGCAGAAACGGAUAGUAUGUCUACUUACUUAUGUCAUGCGAAUAAAGGCACUACAUGAUCUGUGGUACUGCCUCUGUCAAGGUGAGGCCAGAAACACUGGCCUCGCCUUCAUGUUCCAGAGGAGGGGGAGAGCAUUUUGUGCUCUCUCAUACGGGAAGGGCAAGUACGAAAAGGGGGCCGUCUGGGUGGCGGUGAAGGUCCCCGACGGGCAUGUGGCUGGGCACGCGAACCAGGCACGAAUCACGACCUUUGACGUCAAGGACACUGCAAACUGCCGGGCCGCGCCCGAUGUGGAAAGUUUCGCGACAAAGGUAAAAAAAUAGUGCAUCAAGUUGGAAACAAGUUGAGUCCACAUUGUGGCGACUUUGGCUUGUUCUUUCGAGGAUACUCAUAGAUACUUUUCCAAGGUGAAGGUUUAUGCACUGUAGCUGUAGUACACCUGAGAAUUUUCCGUUUCUUAUAUCAUUAUCAUCUUUUUCUUCAGGCUAAUCUUUUCCUAAAAUAAGCUGUACAAGAAGAAGAAUGAAAAACAAAAAUCCAGGUCGGCCUGUAUGACCCGUCCAAGGGAGAGCCGUUCAACUGGGCCCAGGCAUACGAUCCCAUCAGCUUCACUGGCGCCCGCUGGUCGGACGCACGGGUUUGGUCCUUCUUCAGCCGGGUGACAAGCAUUCCGGAUUUCGAAAAGAAGUAUGAGAAGUACGUGCUCGGUGCAAACAUCACGAGCGCGACUACGCGCAUGCCGCUCUCCGUCCCGGUGAAAAAGAAGGUAUUGAAGGUGGAAUGAUGCUGUGCAAAAAGUUGUAAGUAGGCCUAGGCAACACGUGAAAUUAGAAUGCAAUGAAUUAAGGGCAGAACAACCAGAAGUCCGGCGUCACCGAGUCAUGGUCUUCCGAUUCCAAUCCAUUUUACAGCUCGCCGCCAAGGACCUGAUGCUUGGAAUGCGAAACAGCUUCGAGGAUUCCGCUCUGAAGAUGAAUUCUGACGUCGGUAUGGGCCCAUGGCGCGCAAACUACCGCGAUCGGCCGUUGUCCUGGUCUUACGUAUCUCCUGAGGAAAAAGCGUACCUCCUUCUUGUAUACAAUUUUGAAAAGAAAAACUGUUGCAACCACGUUUCAUUUGUCGCCGCAAAUCGUUAUAAUGCCAGCGAUUUCUUUUUCUACUACUACUUCUACUCAUGCUGCAGCUGGUGCACCAGCUAAGUACAGAACAGGCUGGCGCAGGCAUGUGCUAUUCUAAAUAUACAACUAGAAGACGCACAUGCCCUGACCCUGAGACAGGCCAACGAUCUGCACCAUCUGGCUGCAAUCCGUGACUGCAAAACUACAGAGCUGUGUACUUAUGCAAAUUCAGCAGUUUGUUUCGGUUAUAGGGAGCAAGGGAGGCUUUUAUUCAUCUUCAUACUACUCCGGCGAAUCCUACGCCAACGAGCGGUCUAUCGGGACGCAGCAAACCGCGUGGCACUUUGUCGCGGAAAUGCGGCACUGGCUGCCGAACGAGGUCGGCGGGGUUUUCUGGUUUGGCGUUGACGACACGCGGUUUUCCGUGCACAUCCCGUUUUACGCAUUCGCAACCGUGCCAAAAGCGCUGGAAAACCCGGGGCUGUCGGGCGGGGAAAGUGAAGGAGGAAAUACAAAUAGGAACAAGAAGAAACCGUGCACGAGGACAUCGAAAACAGCCACUGGCGUGGCGGCAUCACAAAAUAUUAAAAACGCACUUUCCUCGAAAAGAACUACCGCCAGCAUUUUGCUCCCGACAACUGCGAAUGCGAAGAAAGGAGGAGAUAAAAUGACACUCGAACCGGUCCUGGAAGAUGAAAUAAGCGAAGAAUUGACUUUCGAGGAGCAGAAACGGCGCGUGUUGGCCAGAACCGAGGACCGGUGCUUUGAAGAGGAUGUUGCUGACGAGGAAACAACUAGUAGUACAGGACAAGCUGCAUUGGAUACCCCGUCCUCGUCGGAUAUUAACACUUUUUCCUUCACCAGCCUGUUCUGGCUCAACCAGCUGGUCGCCAACCGGGUGUACUAUGAAUUGCAAAAGCAUAUUGCAUCGUACUCGUAUAAGUUGCAUUUUUACAACCAAGUUUUUCAGAAAGAAAGAUGGAAUUAGAAUUUGCAAAUGCAGGUGCAGCUUCGGGUAAGAUAAAACAAGAUUUAUCAUGUGCAAUUAGUACGAAAACGAAUGUGAUACUUUUGCAGAGCAUAUUUUCGCACAGUGGGACAUUCUGGCGCCCAUCGUGUCGAAGGAGGUCCAAACGCUGGAGGCCGCCCACUUCGAACUGCAAAGGAUCAUCGAGAAGCAGGCGCUGGGCAUGAAAAAUAGAAACGCGCGGAGUGCGUUUCUGUCCGCGGAGUCCACGGGCAUGACGAUGAUGACGGUAAAGCGCUGGCAGGAACUAUCCAGGAGAAACUUUGUAGACGAUCGUUUUUAAUCUGAAUAAGAGCCAUAUGCAUAUUUUUAAAGCGGAACAUGCAACACAGUCACGCUGACGCGUAUGGCCACGCAGGAUGAAAUAGUCAAUCAGAGUGGUCUCUUACUCUUCUCAUCAGGGACAACCAUACACACUAAAGAUAGUGGCGCAUGAGAAAUUUAUUCGAUAUACAUGGGACUACCGCCACAAAAGUUUUUUUUCUUGCAUGAAAACUCUGGGUCUACUUGACGGUCACCUACAGGGACGGGGUGAAGGUAACGUAUGUGUAUCGCCAUGUAGUACUUUGUGUUUUCAUUGUUUUAUGGUGAGGUCUUCUCUUCAAUUUCAGUUUUGUAGUAGUCUGCAUAAAAAGCCUAGGAGCGGGAACGAUAGUACUGUACAUGGAACAAACCGUGUCCGUGCUGAUGAAGAGAGCCUAUCAGUAUCAUCGAUGUUGAAAAGAAGGAGAAUGGCACUGUGUCCAAUACAGUCAUUCAUGAUCAUGACAAUCAUACGGUAUUACUGGUACAUCAGGUGCUUCCCGCGCAGGCGGGGCACGAUCACGGCGGCAGCGACAUGGGGGGCCCAGUGGCGGACGUGGUUCAGGGCAGUUUAUGCAUAGAAAAACUAUCGUAUUGGUAGAAAUUGCAUUGCAAGAUUUUUCACCUAGAAAAAUGGAGUCUGUAUUGCUCAUUGACCUACGAAGCGAGCUUUGUCAAGUCAUGCAGAUGCACGCCUGCAAUUACUACGAGAACGAGUGCGGUAGUACUUUUGCACUGAAUGAAGUGGUGUGGGCAACAACGAAUGGUCCGACGAGUGGAAGGCUCGGAUCGUCGCCGAGGCCGGUGACCACUUUCGCAUCCCGAAACAAGUUCUUGCAGGCGACAUCAUCAAGGGCGGCUCGUACACCACCAGCCAUCAGGUUGGCAAAGAAGAACCAGCACACCACGAAGAACUGCACCGCUGGAUCUCGCAGAAAGAAGCCGUUGUUAUGGGCAAAGAGCGCAACGCGCGGACCACGGUAAAGGCUGCAGCGCUCGCCGAAAUGGAACGGUUGAACAGAAUGAAAUCAGCUCAAGAACAAGACGAAGGCCGCACGACGAGCGCCGUUGCCGCACUGGCAGACCGGGCCGCGCAAAUCUACAUCUGAACGUCGAACAUGUUUCCUACACGGUGGAAUACAGUUUGCAACUUGAUGUCUGGAGCUGCUCGUGCUAUACUUACACAAAUCUCCUGGUACAGUUCCAGUUGCAUCUACUACAAUGGUGACACGAUCCCUUCGAACUUGGUCUUGCGCUGAUGUUGCGCCACACAUAAAGAUGUUGUUGACACCGAGGAAAAAACAAACAUAGCGAUAGCGAGCCAUGUUGCGCAUAGUAGACAGCUCAUAUUCGGGAGUUACGUGAACGUACACUAAAUUUUGCAACUGGUAGAAGUCGUUUAGAACUCAGCCAAACUUCUCACUGGACGAGAAUCACUUUGCUUGUGCUCUUGAAACAAGCAGUGCAGUUCUGAAAAGAUAGUAGCAGCGUAAAAGUUAAAGUAGUAAUCUACAUCAGUUCAACUCGUACUCGUAU
Molecule: messenger RNA, 5301 nt
Organism: Amoebophrya sp. A120
Lineage: Eukaryota; Dinophyceae; Syndiniales; Amoebophryaceae
Source: the annotation of a GenBank genome assembly